Molecule: messenger RNA, 3973 nt
Organism: Triticum aestivum (bread wheat)
Lineage: Eukaryota; Viridiplantae; Streptophyta; Magnoliopsida; Poales; Poaceae
Product: pentatricopeptide repeat-containing protein At1g11290, chloroplastic
Exons: 4
Coding region: 53-2239 (728 amino acids)
Biological process (GO): RNA modification
Molecular function (GO): RNA binding; zinc ion binding; protein binding
Source: RefSeq, a predicted model, not a curated record
UGAGAGGUUGUGACGGGAUAACUCCGAGAAAAAAAAAGGAAUACAAGAGGACAUGCUGUGCUUGGCCUCGUCGCCGCCUCCUCCCGCCGGCGGGCAUGCCGCCGCCGACCACCACGCGCGCCUGAGGUCCGCGGCCGCGCGCUCCGACCUGCCGGGCGCGCUCGCCGCCUUCGCCGCCAUGUCCACCUCCGCGUCCGCCAGCCCCGUCCUCCGCACCUUCACUUCCCUCCUCAAGCUCUGCGCGGCGCGCGCCGACCUCGCGACCGGCCGCGCCGUCCACGCGCAGCUCGCCGCGCGGGGGCUCUCCGCGGAGUCCCUCGCCGCCACGGCGCUGGCCAACAUGUACGCCAAGUGCCGCCGGCCGGGCGACGCGCGCAGGGUGUUCGACCGUAUGCCCGUGCGGGACCGCGUCGCCUGGAACGCGCUCGUGGCCGGGUACGCGCGGAACGGGCUCGCCGGGGCCGCCAUGGAGAUGGUCGUCCGGAUGCAGGAGGAGGAGGGGGAGCGGCCCGACUCCGUCACGCUCGUGUCUGUGCUGCCCGCCUGCGCCGACGCCCAGGCGCUCGGGGCCUGCCGCGAGGUGCACGGGUUCGCGGUCCGCGCUGGCUUCGACGAGCUCGUCAAUGUCUCCACGGCGAUCCUUGACGUGUACUGCAAGUGCGGGGCGGUUGAGGUUGCCAGGGCUGUCUUUGAUCGGAUGGCGGAUAAGAACUCUGUUUCUUGGAAUGCCAUGAUCAAGGGGUAUGCUGAGAAUGGGGAUGCUACUGAGGCUCUCGCGCUGUUCAAGAGGAUGGUGGGGGAGGGCGUUGAUGUGACGGAUGUAUCUGUGCUGGCAGCAUUGCACGCCUGUGGUGAGCUUGGGUAUCUUGAUGAGGGGAGACGUGUCCAUGAGCUACUCAUGAGAAUUGGGCUGGAGUCAAAUGUGUCGGUGAUGAAUGCGCUGAUCACCAUGUACUCCAAGUGCAAGAGGACCGACCUCGCUGCCCAGGUUUUCGAUGAGGUGCGCUACAAGACACGGAUCUCCUGGAACGCCAUGAUCCUCGGGUGCACACAGAAUGGAAGGUCAGAAGAUGCAGUCAGGCUCUUCUCUAGGAUGCAGCUGAAAAAUGUGAAGCCUGAUUCGUUCACUCUCGUCAGUGUCAUUCCUGCACUUGCCGACAUCUCAGAUCCACUGCAGGCAAGAUGGAUCCAUGGUUACUCUAUCAGGAUGCACCUAGAUCAGGAUGUGUAUGUUCUGACAGCCCUUAUUGACAUGUACGCAAAAUGCGGCCGUGUCAGUAUAGCUAGAAGUCUCUUCAACUCAGCAAGGGAGAGGCAUGUUAUCACAUGGAAUGCGAUGAUCCAUGGGUACGGCUCACAUGGUUUUGGCAAGGUUGCAGUUGAGCUGUUUGAAGAGAUGAAAAGUUCUGGCAGAGUGCCCAACGAGACGACAUUCCUUUCGGUCCUCUCGGCAUGCAGUCAUGCUGGUUUGGUUGAUGAAGGGCGGAAAUAUUUUUCGAGCAUGAAGGAGGACUAUGGGCUUGAACCUGGGAUGGAGCACUAUGGUACCAUCGUGGAUCUUCUUGGCCGAGCUGGGAAGCUAGAUGAAGCAUGGUCUUUUAUCCAAAAGAUGCCUACGGAUCCUGGCAUUAGUGUUUACGGUGCAAUGUUAGGCGCUUGCAAGUUGCACAAGAAUGUGGAAUUGGCAGAAGAAUCAGCGCAGAGGAUCUUUGAGCUAGGGCCAGAUGAAGGUGUGUAUCAUGUCCUCCUAGCUAACAUUUAUGCAAAUGCUUCAAUGUGGAAGGAUGUUGCAAGGGUUAGAACUGCUAUGGAGAAGAAAGGCCUCCAAAAGACUCCUGGAUGGAGUAUUGUGCAGCUCAAGAAUGAGAUUCAUACCUUCUAUUCUGGAAGCACAAAUCACCAGCAGGCAAAGGACGUUUAUGCAAGGUUGGCUAAGCUAAUAGAAGAGAUCAAAGCUGUGGGGUAUAUGCCGGACACUGAUUCUAUACAUGAUGUAGAAGAUGAUGUCAAGGCACAGUUACUCAACACCCACAGCGAGAAACUUGCCAUUGCAUAUGGACUCAUCCGCACAUCCCCUGGUACAACAAUUCAGAUAAAGAAGAACCUCCGCGUCUGUAACGACUGUCACAAUGCAACCAAGUUAAUAUCUCUGGUGACAGGACGGGAAAUAAUCAUGAGAGAUAUUCAACGAUUUCACCAUUUUAAGGAUGGUAAAUGUUCAUGUGGAGACUACUGGUAGUGAAGUGUUGAAGGCAGUCUGAAUAUGGAUUUUGAGAUGAUAAAACUUGGCACAGCUACUAUACAACAAUGAACUCCACUGCCACUUUGAGUGCAUUAAUAGAUGCCAGGUUCAUCAGGCUUGUUGAUGACCAUGUUGGUUCCCCUCCAGCCAGAUCCGAUACUCCCCGGAACACAAUCACAGCGCAAUAAAUUUUGUGUCCUCGCAAGGAAACUGGAUUUAAAGAUGACCAGAUUCCAGUUUUUAUCUGUAUCUGCAGUUCUGCACUCACCAGUAUUGCAACAUGAAAUGGGGAAUUAAAGCUAAUUACAGUAGGAGGGUACCUUCCAUGUCCAAGCGCCUGUAUAAGCAACUAACUUGGGGACACUGACAUCUCCAAAUGACAUUGAAUCAUUAGAGCUGCCUGCUGUGCCAUAAUGGACAAUACCAGACACGGUAAAGACAUCGAGGAGAGUUUGUACAGUGACAGCUGCAUUCAACUGGAAUAACAAAGAAACAGUGGUUACGGGUAAGCAUAGUGCAAUUCGUAUUUGAAUUCCUACGAUGUUGCUUUACUGCCUACAAGUAUUUUUUUUUCCUUGAUUUCCUUUUAUAAAUGAAAAGGAGCUCCUCCAUAUAACAGCAGGAGUGAUAAAUGCAGAAGUUCAGGUUUUAGUACCCUGCGUUGUCCUGUCAAUGCGUAUAUAACAUUCACACCUCGAAUACUCCCGAUGUGAAACCUCCGUCCUGAAAUAAUAUGAGGUGAGACUACUCAUGAGGCCAUAGGAAGAUAAAUACAUACAUGCAUUAAAGACUGAAAUACUUAGUCAUGGAGCUUGAAUGAGAGCUCAGUCCUAUCAGGAGAAUAGCAAAAUCAGUUAACAUGUAAAAAGGAAUACGGUACAGCGGAGAACUUGUUUCUGAUUGUAUCUUCCUUUUCCAUUUUCUUUUUCUAAUGGAGUAUAUGUUAUCUUCUUGUCUGUCAUGUUUUCCUUCUAGUCGCUUUCUGGACACCCCCCCUCUCUCCAUAGGUGUUAUCCAAAAUGUGUGAAUGGGUCAAUCUGCAUUCAGGAAAGCCGAAAGCGAUUCGGAUCAGAAACGGGAGGCGGAGACUCACCGUAGAGGUCAACGAAAGGCUGGACACGCCAAGGCCUGAAGUAGCCGGAGGCCUGGAGCGCGGUGUCCUCGGCGACGUACGACAUGACGAGACCAAUGGACGGGCCGCGCCUGUUUGCCCUGUCGACCUGCUGCCGCACCUGGUCCAUCCCGGGCAGCGCCGGCAGGGCCGUCGUCGACGAGCUGGCCAGCAAGCAGAGCAGCAGGACCAGCGGCAGGCGGGAGAGCUCCAUGGCUAUGGCUGGCGUGGACAGGGAGCAAGCAAGCGAGCAAGGAGCAAACUCAGAAGCACAACGGUACAAGAGGAUGGGGCAGUUUAAUUAGCUCCGCUGGUCUCUGGUCCGCGAUGGCGACGGUGAUUGGGUUGGGUUGGUGGCGAAGGUGAUGAGCGUGCUCCCAUUUUUUAUACUCGGAUGUGAUUCGGGAUGUCUCUGUCAAAGGAUUUGGGCCACUAAGCAAAAUCACGUGUCCAGUGUUGUACUGGGAUAAGCAUGGGAAAACAGAGGAGGGUUAUUCGUUGUUUUUAAUUUGUUUUUGUUAUUUAUUUAUUUUAUUCUUUUGUCUUUGGGUACACACUGUUUAUCUCUGUUAGUGGAACUGGACUUGCCCUUGCUUAAGAAAAUAUAAAUAUUGCUGAAA